Sphaerodactylus townsendi is the source of this 4158-nucleotide messenger RNA. It is a transcript of the gene FGFR1OP2, whose product is annotated as FGFR1 oncogene partner 2. The coding region runs from base 143 to 790 and encodes 215 amino acids. The transcript is spliced from 6 exons. Gene Ontology annotation, biological process: response to wounding. The record is from RefSeq and is a predicted model, not a curated record. Lineage: Eukaryota; Metazoa; Chordata; Lepidosauria; Squamata; Sphaerodactylidae.
GACCGUGCCUUGAUGGGGCUGCUCGGCGGGCCGGCGCUUCCUUCGCCUUUCCCUCGAGCCGCCACUAUUUAAGAGGGCGACGGGAGCCGAGGCGGGCUCGCGGACGCUUCUCCACAUCGCCCGGCUGUGCGCGCUGCCUGAAAUGAGUUGCACAAUUGAGAAGGCCCUAGCUGAUGCCAAAGCACUUGUGGAGCGAUUGAGAGAACAUGAUAAUGCAGCAGAAGCCCUGAUUGAACAAACUACAGCUCUCAACAAACGAGUGGAAGCAAUGAAGCAGUACCAGGAAGAAAUUCAAGAACUGAAUGAAGUAGCAAGACACAGGCCUCGCUCUUCAUUGGUUUUGGGUAUCCAGCAGGAAAACAGGCAGAUCAGGGAACUGCAACAAGAAAAUAAAGAACUGCGUACAUCUCUUGAAGAACAUCAGUCUGCAUUGGAGCUAAUAAUGAGCAAAUACAGAGAGCAGAUGUUUAGACUGCUCAUGGCCAGCAAAAAGGAUGAUCCAGGAAUUAUAAUGAAGUUAAAGGAGCAGCACUCCAAGGAGCUACAAGUUCAUGUGGAUCAGAUUACAGAAAUGGCAGCAGUAAUGCGAAAAGCCAUUGAAAUCGAUGAGCAACAAGGCUGCAAAGAACAGGAACGAAUUUUUCAACUGGAACAAGAAAACAAAGGACUAAGAGAAAUCCUGCAGAUAACAAGAGAGUCAUUCCUGAAUCUCAAGAAAGAGGAUGCAUCAGAAAGUACCUCUCUGUCAGCAUUAGUAACAAACAGUGACUUGAGCCUGAGGAAGAGCUGAAGAUCCUGUGGAGACUCUUGAUGACAGCUAUCCAUACAACAGCUGAAAGUACUAGAGUUGACUUGUCAAGCAGUUGUUUUCCAAUGAGGCAUUUUUAAGUUAAUGCAUCCUAAAUUGAAUAACGAUUUGAUACUUUUAUACCAUGUACAGUACAUUAAAAGGACUUAUCUAAACUCAUUAUUAGUGUCCAAUAUUAGUUGAUAGCCAUAGAUACAGCAUCAGGAGAAAAUGGGUUAAGGAUGGCUGUGGAUAUUUUUAAUGAAGCUAGUCAAAUAAGUUUACAGGCUAGGCACAUGCCUAGAAAGUUCAAAAUGUUGGUCCUAUGUCAUACGUUCAUAAGGAACAAAAGCUUGCAGUCAAACAUACUUACAACAUUGACCCCCAUUCUUGAAGGAAAUCAGGUCUACAGAUUUUGCUUGGGCAGCACUGUUUUGGUGACUGGCUGCACAGUGCUGAUAAGCUUACAGUGUUAGCUUCUCCUUUCUCCCCUGAAAUAGUUCUGAAAAUUGAGUGUGCUUCUCUUUCUAAAAAAUACAUUUCUAAUAUGUUAAACAGGUGCCAUUAUGCUGUAAAAAGUAUAGUAUCCAGAAGAGUACUUACCAGACAUUGACUGCUGUAAGACAAAGGUAGGAACUGAGUACCUCAGUCAGCACUGUGCAUCUGCCAGAUGAGUGGUGUGCACAGUAAAACUUGGUGAAUCAACAUUUGGAGAACAGUCUUCCUUAGAGGUGAGGAAAAUUUGUGUGGCUGGUAUUAACAGACACAUCAGUAUAGAACUAGGGAGAUGUUAUUCCCAUUUAAGAGCAGCUGUUAACAGAAUCUGCAUACAGGGCUACUAGAAGGGAGACUAGAGGGUAAAUUUUCAGGGUCCCUGGUCACUUUAGGAACUUAUGUACCUUGGCAAGCCAUGUGAAUUGUUUGCAUAGGUUGUUCUUGGGACAGGGAAUCUUUUCUGUGGGUCAUGAUGGCUCUUGGCAGUUCCACUUGUAUUUCUGGUACACCUUGCACACAACCUUUCAGCAAACCAUGAUUGGUCAUAGCUGCUUCCACUGGAAGUUGGAAUGCGCUGUUUUAAGUCUAUGAAAUAAGAUCUAUUUCACUUUAUAUGAUAGCAGGACGCUUGCAGCAGGAAACCCAACGGCAAAACCUACAUGUAAACAAGGAAGCCAUUGAACACAUUGUGGUUUUAGAUGCUGAGUCUUAUGAGAUAAAUACAAUGUGCAAAGACACAACUUCAGUGCUAAAGGUGUUAAGAUUCUCAGAGAUCUAAUAUGACAUAUUCAGCUACUUAUAUAAUAAUGAAACACUUUGUAUUGCUCCAGAAAGAAGAUACCCGUUGGCUCUGACAACCAGUGUUUAGGGUUCUGCCCACAUGCUAAUUAACACUCUUUUCAAGGGGAUUUUCCAUAACCAGGUGCUAAGCAUCAUGGUAGGCUGCUCCCAAGGGAAGAUACAGAGCAUUUUGAAAGCAGAAACAUAAAAGCUUCUUGCAUAAUGUAAGGUUUUGGGUUUUUUUUUUACAAAAUAGGUACUGGGGAAAAAAUUGUACAUCAGUCUGCAAUCUCACAAUUGAGAAGACUGAUCAGAUUGUUUUAACUGCUUCAAAAUUAAUCUUUGGAAAUAGACUCAGAUGGCUUAGACAGCCUGCUUGAAAGCUGUCCUUUCAGUUUCAAACCCUUCACAAAAACCAAAUGAUUUUUUUCUCUGUUCUGAAAAAAAUGCCAAUGAUUUCCUUUACUGUAAGAAUAGAAAGCUAAAACUGAACAGGCUGUUGUGGGUUUUAUGGGCUGGGUGACCAUGGUCUGUAGUUUUUGCUGCUAACAUUUCAUACACAUUUACAGUUGGAAUCUUGAAAGGCAUGUCAUGGUAAGAUGCCUCACAUGGAUGCCUCAUGUGGAGUGUGAGGUCACGCUCUAUCUACCAUGGAGAGAAUCACAUCUUACCAUGGCUUGCCUCUGAAGGUGCCAGCCAUAGGAUAAAGUGAAAUAUUAGAACCUAAAACUACCAGAUCAUGGCCACACGGCCUGGAAAACCCACAGCAGCCACUUGAUUCUGGCCAUGGAAGCCUUCAACAAAAUAUAAAGCUGACCACUUUUGUUUCUCUCCAAAAUAAGCUGGAGAUCUCCAGUAAAUCCUUAAGGUAGUACAAUAUAGAAUAAAGUAUCAUCUAGAAACCUAUAUACAACAGCCCCUAACUUUUAUACAGAGAAUGGCAAUAAUUCUUAGUUACAGCUCGACAGAGACUUACCGGUACUUUAGCAUACUUCUGCAUUCACACCUGGUACAGUUCAUAUUAGCUGAUACGAAACCUUCACCAAAGUACAUGCAUGAAUAAUUUAACUGUCAUCUCAAUUCUAAACAUUUGCAUUAUUUCAUCUUAGUAUGGAAACUUACAAUGGUACAGGGUUUUUUUAAAAAAACUGGUAAAUGUAUUGCUAACUUCCAUUGUUUAUUUUCACUUCUUUUGACUUGAUGGCCUCCAAUCUUUUUUAAAUACCUUCUGUGUUGGAUCCUUAAUAAGUCCUGGUUGUGGACAGAAUUUUUAAACACUAAAGUCAAAGUCCACACAUUAGAACUGAGAUGAAGAGCCAUUUGCCCCUAUGACUGAAUUAAAUAUGUACUUCAUUGUAGUUUGAUGUGCAUAGAAAUUGUGUGUGAUAUGGGUUGGAUCUUACCAUCUUGAAUAGGGGUACAAGAGGAGAGCUAGUUGGGAAAGCAUGUAAUUCUGAUAGACAAAAAGCCAUUGAAGCUGCAGUAAGAAGAAUUGGGUGAUCACCCCUUCUUGACUUCGCCGCGCCCCAGUGGAAAAGUUGGUAAGGUCCAAGCCUAUGACCUUUCCAGGUACACUUUAGGGAAAAGAAAUAUUAGCCUAAGCACAAGAUUUUUAUACAACUUUUCCCUCUUGUUAAGCAGAGUAGGAUUUCUGGAAGCUAUCCCUAUCCCCUUUGUAAUUUAAAAUAUUUAUGUAAAUAAGAGUUCAACCACUAAGACUUAUUUUCUUUAUCUUUGGAUUGUAAAUUAGUUGUUAUCCUCUUACAUUUGAUACAGCAUGUCUAGGUGUAGUAUGUUUUUUGUAAAUGUGGAGAGUUUCAAAGUUAUGUAGUGAAUGGAAGUUGUUAACUUGUCAUAAUUUUUUGUGGAAAUAUUGUCUAAUAAUAAUUUGAAACUGUGAAUUGUAUCCAUCUAACUCAAGUCUUUAGGUGUUUGAGAGAUCAUCAUCUUUGGUCCAUGUGCAAACCCUAAAAGUUUAAGUUGCUUUCCCUGUUUGUGGCAUGACAAUGUUCCAUGUCUCGGUUUCAUAAUGCACAUGCUGAAAAUGAACUUGUGUUGGAAUGCAUCUUGUACAGUAAACUUAUUUUUAUCAGUAA